AGAUUUAAAAAAAUUGGAAAGUGUGUUUUCAGCAACUUGUGGCUUCAGAAAUCACUGUAUAAAGAUUGGCUACGAGAAGUCAAGGGUGACAAGCACAAGGCACGAUGCAUCGUGUGUAUGAAGGAUGUUGACAUUUCGAGCAUGGGAGAGUCAGCGCUCACAAGUCACUUGAAAGGAAAAAAACAUCAAACACUGACAUCCCAGAAAAGGUCAUUAGCAAGCGUUCCAGAUUUUUUUGGGGUUUCUUCUCAACAACCAGCAACUACAAGUGACGAUGCCAAAGAAGUUUCAAAAUCCACUUCGUCUGAAAGUGGCAAACACAAGACGCUCAACCCCACAAAGUCUAGUACUGCGAGUUCAUCUGGUUCAUCGGUGAUGGAAAGAAUUGUCACUCGUGAUGAGACGUUGAAAGCAGAAAUUUUGUGGGCAUUGAAGGUGAUAAUGUCUCAUUACUCCUAUAAAUCAUGCGAAGGUACGAGCAAAUUGUUUCAAGCGAUGUUUCCUGACAGUCGGAUCGCGAGUCAGUUUACAUGCGGAGAAAAGAAAUGUGCAUACUUGAUCUGUUUUGGGCUCGCUCCACACUUCAAACAACUUUUGAAGGACGUUGUGAAAAAAGAAGAAGCUUAUGUACUUAUGUUUGACGAGAGCCUGAAUAGCGUGUGCCAGUCAAAGCAAAUGGAUAUUCACAUUCGUUCAUGGAAUCAUGACAAACACGAAGUUGAAAGUUGCUAUUAUACCUCAGUGUUUAUGGGGCAUGGAACAGCAGAGGACAUGCUUUCUCAUUUUCGUUCAGGCAUAGAAGGAAUUCCUCUCAAAAAAGUUUAUCAGGUAGGAUGCAACUCUCGUUAUGUUUGGGUAAUUUAUAUAAACAUAACAAACGAAAGAUAAACAUGGUCAUCUCUUCGCUGAUGACAUUACCUCCUAGGUUUCCUAAUUAUAAAUACAUGUACUGUUACUAGUGUGGUACAAAUCGCCGUUACGUACGGAAAACAAAUGUUUUGUGUAAUGCCAAAAAGCGAUAAAAUUGUAUUAAAUAGAAAUGAAACACCUUACUUAGUUUUCUGCCCUUUAAGGUCUAAAUAAUGAACACUCUUUCAUUGCAAAUCUUCACAAUUCCAAUGCAUCCAUGAGUAGUUCACUUCGUGUCUGGGUGGACAAUGACACGAACUCUGGGACGUAAUGCAAGUACUAAAUUAAAUAAUCUGUUUCCCUUUCAAUAUUACAAGGAAUGUUUUCUCUCAUACUAGUUGUCAAUGGAUGGACCCAACGUUAAUUGGAAAUUUUACAGUAUGCUGACUGAUGAGGCAAAAAGGGAGCAUAAUAGUCACAUGCUGAACAUUGGCAGCUGUGGUUUACACAUUCUUCAUGGAGCAUUCAAGGAUGGUGCUGUGGCAUCAGGAUGGCAGUUAGACAGGUUGUUCUCUAGCCUUCACUGGCUUUUUCAGGACAGUCCGGCAAGGAGAGAGGACUACACCAAAGUAACAGGAAGCUCACUGUUUGCUUUGAAGUUCUGCAAACAUAGGUGGUUGGAGAAUGUCUUGGUUGCAGAACGUACACAGAGUAUGUGGGACAGUGUUGUCAAGUAUGUUCAGAGUGCAAGGGCAGGAAAAGUUCCACAGCCACAGAAUAAAUCCUUUGACACUGUACAAGAGUUUGUUGCAGAUCCCUUUACGACUGCAAAAGUCGCCUUCUACCUAUCAGUAGCCAAGCAAGUGACACCGUUUUUGACACUCUAUCAAACCGACAAGCCUAUGCUUCCUUUCCUGGCUACAGACCUGUACAGCAUGCUUGGGGGAUUAAUGAGAAGAUUUAUUAAGACCACUGUUAUCAGUGAAGCCAAAACCCCAUUGAAGCUUACAAAACUUGACCCUGCUGACUCCAGCAUUCAUGCCUCUCAUUCCAAGAUUGACCUGGGGUUUACAGCUGACAAGAAGAUCGAGGACUUGAUUGCAAAGGCCACAGUUUCAGAGAAAAGAGUGCUUCAGUUUCAGAUGGAAUGCAAGGAGUUCCUUAUGAAAGUAGUUUGCAAACUGAUUGCCAAAGCACCAAUUCAGUAUUCCCUUGUAAGGAAUAUAAAUUGCUUAGAUCCAAGGAACAUGAUGAGUGACCAUGAUGUUUCCAUCACAAAAUUCAAGAGAGUUUUGACUACCCUUGAAAAUGCCAAGAAAGUCCUGGAAGGUGAAUGUGAUUCCCUUUUGGAACUAUUUAGACAAUUCAUUAUGGAAGCCCCCUCUUCUCCGUCGGAGUUCAAAGACUAUGAUCCUAACAAUGAUAGACUUGAUUCCUUUCUGUAUCUUCACAUGGGACAGAAGCGAUCCUACCAAUCAUUGUGGAAAGUAGUCUCAGAGCUACUGAUAUUAUCACAUGGCCAGGCCAGUGUCGAAAGAGGAUUGUCAGUCAAUAAGCAACUGGAAGUCGAGAACCUCCAAGAGCGCUCCUUCAUUGCACAAAGGCUGGUACAAGAUCAUGUACAAUCUGUGGGAGGUGUCCUUGCUGUUUCAAUCGACAAACCACUUCUUUUGUCAGCUGCCGGAGCUAGGCAGAAUUAUUUAUCAUAUCUUGAUGAACAAAAGAGGAAGAAAACCUCUGAGGGUGUAGAACUGAAGCGAAAGGAGCUAGUCGAUGAACUUGAGGAACUUAAAAAGAAAAGAAGGCGUUUAGACACUGAUGUUGACAAUCUUGUUAAAUCAGCAGACGAGUUUGCACAGAAAGCAGAGGACACUGGGAAACUUGUGUGGAUUACAAAGUCAAAUAGUUUGAGGAGAACUGCAAAAGAAAAGGAGAUGGCUCGCAAAGACCUUGAGUGCAAAAUUGCGAAUGUUGUGGAUGAACUAAAAAAGGCAUAG
This is a messenger RNA of Porites lobata, 2846 nucleotides long. The record is from the annotation of a GenBank genome assembly. NCBI's taxonomy places the organism in Eukaryota, Metazoa, Cnidaria, Anthozoa, Scleractinia, Poritidae.